Molecule: messenger RNA, 951 nt
Organism: Trypanosoma cruzi
Lineage: Eukaryota; Euglenozoa; Kinetoplastea; Trypanosomatida; Trypanosomatidae
Product: mucin-associated surface protein (MASP), putative
Exons: 1
Coding region: 1-951 (316 amino acids)
Source: RefSeq, a predicted model, not a curated record
AUGGCGAUGAUGAUGACUGGCCGUGUGCUGCUGGUGUGUGCCCUCUGCGUGCUGUGGUGCAGUGCCGGCGGUGUUUAUGCGAGGGAUGUCGACACCAAUGCACUGGGCGGUUGCAUGGCGUCGGGAGUGUUGGGUGAGAAUGGAUCCCACAUGCCUGACGGAUGUAAUAAAACUGCGAUUACGAUGCCUUUGCGGUCAGUACUGCCCAUUACUGCCGUUGAAGCCUCGGCUGGAACAGAUAAUACUGUUGUAAUACCGAACGAUUCGCAUUCAAGUGAGACUUCCAACGCUGGUGCUUCUCCUGCUGUUUCAUCUGCUGGUGGAGGCGGUUCUGGUGGUGGUGCAGGAGGUUCUGGUUCUGGAGUUGGUUCUGCUGGUGGUGGUUCUGGUGCUGGUGGAGGCAGUGGAACUUCUGCUGGAGAUCAAGGCAGCGGUGGCAUUUCUUCUGGUUCAUCUGCUGCUCUUCCUGCUGCUCCUGCUGUUUCUCCUGCUCUUCCUCCUUCAGAUCCUCCUGUUGUUGAUUCUUCAGCUGGCAGCAGUGAUGGUACAGCGGGGUCCUCAGACAGUAAUCCAUCUAACACAACAGGGGACUCUUCAACAGGAGAUCAGACGUCUGCUGCAGCAGCGGCUAACGACUCCUCGCCAGCCAAAAUACCGGCAGGAACGACAUCCGGCACUGGACACACACGACAAGAAGAAGAAGAGGGAGAGGAAGAAGAUCAUGAAAAGCAGCAGCAAAGUGAUGAAACACAAGUCCAACAACAUCAACAGCAUGAGCACCCCGCGGAAAAUGGCGAAGAAUCCGCGAAAGGUAAAAACGCCAUUCGUACAAAUGCCACCGCAAAUACAGGCGACAGUGACGGCAGCGCCGCGGCCUCCCACUCCACCUCCCCUCUUUUGCUUCUUCUUCUUGUUGCGUGUGCGGCUGCUGCUGCGGUGGUGGCCGCGUGA